Molecule: messenger RNA, 2180 nt
Organism: Sebastes umbrosus (honeycomb rockfish)
Lineage: Eukaryota; Metazoa; Chordata; Actinopteri; Perciformes; Sebastidae
Gene: th
Product: tyrosine hydroxylase
Exons: 13
Coding region: 91-1560 (489 amino acids)
Biological process (GO): dopamine biosynthetic process from tyrosine
Cellular component (GO): perikaryon; axon; cytoplasm
Molecular function (GO): iron ion binding; tyrosine 3-monooxygenase activity
Source: RefSeq, a predicted model, not a curated record
AGGUCUAGAGAGCACCACCGACUACACCGACUACACUGCCACUUCAGUCGCACUUCGACACGCAAACAAAGACAACACAGAAGACUGAAGAUGCCCCUUUCCACCAGCUCCACCUCCUCCACAAAGAGCAUCCGCAGAGCAGCAUCCGAGCUGGAGAGGUCUGACUCCAUCACGUCUCCAAGGUACCUGGGUCGACGGCAGAGCUUGAUCGAGGACGCGCGCAAAGAGAGAGAAGCUGCAGUUGCAGCAGCAGAAGCUGCAGAGGCCACUGAGCAGAUAGUGUUUGAGGAGGAUAAUGGGAAAGCGCUGCUCAACAUCUUCUUCACUUUAAGGAGCUCCAAGAUACCUGCCCUGUCAAGGACACUCAAGGUUUUCGAGACAUUUGAAGCUAGGAUUCAGCAUUUGGAGACGCGACCCUGCCGGAAGCUGAAGGAAAGUCUGGAAGGCCUGGAGUACUUUGUUCGCUGUGAGGUGCACCUCUCAGACGUCAGUACUCUCAUCAGCUCCAUCAAGAGGAACGCAGAGGACGUUAAGACUACCAAAGAAGUCAAAUUUCACUGGUUCCCAAAGAGAAUAGCAGAUUUGGACAAAUGUCAUCAUCUGGUCACAAAAUAUGAUCCAGACUUGGAUCAAGACCAUCCCGGCUACACAGACCCUGCGUACAGACAGAGGAGGAAAAUGAUCGGAGACAUCGCCUUCAGAUACAGACACGGGCAGACAAUUGCCAGAGUGGAAUACACAGAAGAGGAGAUUGGCACAUGGAGGGAAGUCUACUCGACUCUGAGGGACUUGUAUAUCACCCACGCCUGCAGCGAAUACCUCGAGGCCCUCCGCCUGCUGGAAAGGCAUUGUGGGUACAGUCCGGACAACAUUCCCCAGUUGGAAGACGUGUCAUGCUUCCUCAAAGAGCGUACAGGGUUCCUGCUGCGUCCGGUGGCAGGACUGCUCUCAGCCAGAGAUUUCCUGGCCAGUUUGGCAUUUCGGGUGUUCCAGUGCACCCAGUACAUCCGACACGCCUCCUCCCCUAUGCACUCCCCAGAGCCUGACUGUGUCCAUGAGCUGCUGGGCCACGUCCCCAUGCUGGCCGACCGCACCUUUGCCCAGUUUUCACAGAACCUCGGUCUGGCAUCACUUGGGGCUUCAGAAGAAGAUAUUGAGAAACUGUCCACACUCUACUGGUUCACUGUCGAGUACGGUUUGUGUAAACAGAACGGUGAGGUGAGGGCUUACGGAGCCGGACUGCUCUCCUCUUAUGGAGAGCUUGUGCACUCGUUGUCUGAUGAGCCAGAGACGAGGCAGUUUGAACCAGAGGCUGCAGCAGUGCAGCCCUAUCAAGACCAGACGUACCAACCCGUCUACUUUGUUUCUGAGAGUUUUUCAGAUGCCAAGGAGAAAUUCAGGGAGUACGUGGCCGGUAUCAAGCGUCCCUUCUCAGUGAAGUUCGAUCCGUACACCAGCAGCGUCGAGGUGCUGGACAACCCGCUGAAGAUCCAAGGAGGCCUUGAGGGCGUGAAGGACGAGCUGAAGAUGCUGACAGACGCCCUCAGUGUUUUGUCAUGAUGACGCCCCCCAGUCUGCGACCAACCACCCCGCCGCUGUCUGCUUCCUCUCCGCUGCGCUCUGAGACGUCCGACGUGUGAUCAAGGCCAAUGUGUUCAUCUUUCUGUGCUGUACCUCCAGUAUGAUGCUGUUUCUGAUGAGUUGUGUCGUUUGCUGUCGCUGGCCGGUUGGCCGACAAGGUUGCAACCUUUAAAACCUCAAUACGCAGCGCAGGCAGAGUUUCCAAAGAUGUUUAUUUAACGCCUCGCUGGGUGAAAUGAUUGGGUUUUACCGACUGCCAUUCAUGCUUUUAAAGCAAAACGUGAUAAUGAAUGUAUUAAAAGAAAACUAAAUGGGUAUGGUGUAAUUAUUUUAAAAUCAAAGAAAAAUAAUGGCAAAAUAAAGUGUAUAUUUAAAUCAUAUUUAUUUUAUUUAGAAAGAAAUAUCUCUGCUGUGUUCAAGGCUUUAUUUUCUGAAUAUGUGAAUUCAGUAUUUGAGUAUUAGCCUACCUCUAUAUUACUUGAUUUAUCUGGUUUUAUGCUGUUCUUGUCUUGCAGUGUAUACGCAUAAUAAAAGAAAAAAGAAAACUCACUUUCCCUGUAAUGUACUGUUGAUCACUGCUUGAGUAAAUAAGAAUCUAU